UAUAUAUAAUUGGUUUCUGCUGCUCACGCUCUCUCUCUCUCUUCCUUCCCCUGUCUCUCUCUAGAUUUCGAUCUGUCGCAAACAACUUUGUUAAUUUGGAAUUCGCAAUUUUCGCCAAUGACUAUGGAUCAAGCCGAGCUUUCCACCGAACAGGUUUUGAGGAGGGAUAUUCCGUGGGAAACUUAUAUGACUACGAAGCUGAUCACAGGGACAGGGCUUCAGCUGCUGCGGCGAUAUGAUAAGAAACCCGAGAAUUACAAGGCUCAGUUGCUGGAUGAUGAUGGUCCAGCUUAUGUACGUGUCUUUGUUAGCAUUUUGCGUGACAUAUUCAAGGAAGAAACAGUAGAGUAUGUUUUAGCAUUAAUUGAUGAAAUGCUGUCAGCAAACCCUAAACGAGCAAGAUUAUUCCAUGAUAAGUCUCUGAAAGAUGAGGACGUAUACGAGCCUUUCCUAAGAUUGCUUUGGAAAGGAAACUGGUUUACACAAGAGAAGAGCUGUAAGAUACUUUCUUUGAUCGUAAGUGGAAGGCCAAAAUCUCAGGAUGGUGCCGUUGCUAAUGGAGCAUCAAAUUCUAAGAAGGAGAUCACUACUAUUAAUGAUGUGUUGAAAGGGCUGGUUGAGUGGUUGUGCACACAGCUGAAGAAGCCAUCUCAUCCUAGCCGUGGUGUUCCAACAGCUAUUAAUUCCCUUGCAACUCUACUGAAAGAGCCUCUGGUGCGAUCUUCAUUUGUUCAAUCAGAUGGAGUGAAGUUGCUCAUUCCUCUAAUUUCUCCAGCAUCCACUCAACAGUCCAUCCAGCUCCUCUAUGAGACCUGUCUUUGUGUAUGGCUCCUCUCGUACUAUGAGCCUGCAAUUGAGUACUUGGCUACUUCUAGAUCCUUGCCACGGUUGAUUGAAGUUGUUAAAGGAUCCACGAAGGAGAAAGUUGUCCGGGUUGUUAUCUUGACUCUUAGGAAUUUGCUACACAAAGGGACAUUUGGUGCUCAGAUGGUAGACCUGGGAUUGCCACAGCUUGUUCAGAAUUUAAAAGCUCAGGCAUGGAGUGAUGAGGAUCUGCUGGAAUCUCUGAAUCAAUUGGAAGAAGGACUGAAAGUUAACAUCAAGAAACUAAGUUCUUUUGAGAAGUAUAAACAGGAAGUCCUCCUUGGACAUCUCGAUUGGUCACCCAUGCAUAAAGACCCUGUAUUCUGGCGGGAGAACAUCACGAACUUUGAAGAACAUGAUUUCCAGAUUCUAAGGGUCCUGAUCACAAUUUUGGACACGGCAAGUGAUCCUAGAACACUUGCUGUUGCCUGCUAUGAUAUCUCACAGUUCAUUCAGUACCAUCCUGCUGGGCGUAUCAUCGUGACUGACCUCAAAGCCAAGGAGCGGGUCAUGAAAUUGAUGAACCAUGAGAAUGCAGAGGUUACUAAAAAUGCCUUGCUCUGCAUCCAAAGGCUGUUCCUAGGUGCCAAAUAUGCAAGCUUUUUGCAGGCUUAAUAAUUGAUUGUAGAAAUUUAUCGGGCCAGGUUUUUCAGGUUUGAUUUAUGAGGAUUUUUCCGAACAAGUACUGCUUGGGUUGUGUGUAUUACUUAAUUUUUUCUGAUCGGAGCAUUGCACAUCUAGUGCUUAUUUCAACAGAUGUUCAUAAUGAUCGAUGUGUGAACAAUUACUUGUAUUUUGCCAUACACCAUCCAAUAAGUUGGCAGUGUUUGUAUUUUUAUGUUUGGCCUACCAUCACCGAUGUUAUUCUUUGGGCCAACAUUUGACCUGAAUAUUUCGAAUUUUAUUGUAUUGAGGGAAUUUUUACCCAAAUUUGGUUACAUGUUCCAUUUAAGGGAAAUGCCACAAGUUCUGUUA
Sesamum indicum (sesame) is the source of this 1839-nucleotide messenger RNA. Its product is annotated as V-type proton ATPase subunit H. Gene Ontology annotation, molecular function: proton-transporting ATPase activity, rotational mechanism; protein binding; heme binding. NCBI's taxonomy places the organism in Eukaryota, Viridiplantae, Streptophyta, Magnoliopsida, Lamiales, Pedaliaceae. Gene Ontology annotation, biological process: proton transmembrane transport. The record is from RefSeq and is a predicted model, not a curated record. Gene Ontology annotation, cellular component: vacuolar proton-transporting V-type ATPase, V1 domain.